Messenger RNA from Vavraia culicis subsp. floridensis, 1850 nucleotides. RefSeq lists its product as uncharacterized. The coding region runs from base 1 to 1722 and encodes 573 amino acids. The record is from RefSeq and is a predicted model, not a curated record. NCBI's taxonomy places the organism in Eukaryota, Fungi, Microsporidia, Pleistophoridae. The transcript has a single exon.
AUGUUGCUUCUCGUUCCGUUUUUUGGGAUUUUGAUCGAUGCAGAGCCAAUUGGAUCUCUUGGAUGGAUUAAGCUGCACCGAUACGAUAACAAUCUGCAUUUAAUGGAGGAAAAUGGCACCAUAAAAGUUGAGGAUAUCAAAGCCAAAGAGGUUGAGCCGUUCAGAUUCAUAAAAGAAGACGAUAAGUUCAAAAUCAUGGUUGGAGACAAGUUCCUGUGCAUCAAAAGUCGGUUCGGUGAUGUCUACCUGUGCACGGAUGAGAACGCGGUGGGAUGGAAGACGUAUAGCUAUAACGACAAAAAUUACAUAACAAACGGCUAUGGAUGUCUGAAAAUGUCUAGAAUGGAUGGAAGUGGUUAUAAUGUUGUUGUAAGAAAGUGUUUGGAUAAUUUUUUGUACCACUGGGAUAUCGUGGGUGUAAACGACGCUAGAGUUCAUUCCGACCGCUUUUAUAUGCCGAGAAUAGAGCAUCGUCAUCCGGAUGAACUGAUACAGCCAGUGAGAGCCGGAUACGCAGAGUCACCGGUGAACGAGGAGACGAGUGAGGAGCUUACAGGUCCUACAAACAAGAAAACGAGGAGUCAUGAUGAGAAUGAAGGUCUCGAUAAAAAUAACGAGCACUCAACAACAGGAUUAGACGGAGAUGAGACAGAUAAGGACGAUGAGGGAUAUGAUGAGGAGGUGGAAUUGAAACCGAAGACAAUUGAAACAACAUCGGUAGAUCCAUAUCAUGCAGUUGAGAGUUACCAUAUAGAUGAACCAUCGUUACACGAAACCAGCAAUAUUUUCUCAUCCAUUGUUGAGGAACCGGAUAGCACGGAAGUUACCUUGGAUAAAUCUGUCACAGAAGAUCCGGAUGAAAUACUAACCAUUAUUGAUACACCUAAAAAUGACCGAUAUCUCCGUCAAAGAAGUGAAGUAGUGCCAGCGGAUAAGAAAAUGUUAAAUAGUUUAGUAGUGGUAAAACAACCCACCUAUAAUAAAAAGAUAGAUGAUGCGUCAGCUGUUGACAGUACCGAUAACGUGGAAGGUGAAACAGCAUCGAACAACGCGGCGACCAAGGAUGAGGCCUGGGUGCAUGGCGACCGACCAAAAAAAUACGUUGUAAUUAAGCACGGCGAAGCAGAUAUUACGACAAAAGACCUCACAAAGCAAAAGGAAAGAGCAGUUCAGCAGUCAAAGGAGAAUGUAAUACCUAACACUACAGAUAAAGAUAAAUCGAAACAUGCAAGCAUGCUUUCAAACACCGAAAAUGGCAAAACAAGCACAAAUAAGGAACACAAAGACCAUUACGGGGAUGAGUCCGACAGCUUUAUAGAUCAGGUUGAGGAAUGGCUUGAUGAUACAUCAACGUCAAGACAAAAACUUGCUGAUUCUUCAAACACAAGAACGAACGCUAACAAAUCGGAUGUGAAAAACCUUGAACAGUUCAUUAGGAAGAACGAUGUUUUAUUUAUGAAUGGCAGUGAUAACGAUAAAUACACUAUUGAUGCAAAUAUAGUGGCAAAGCAAAGUGACAAAUUCAAAGAAAAUUGGAAAAACGAGUUCACAACAUGUAAAGGUUUGUUUUGUGAUGAAAUCGACGAUGAAGACAUUGACAUAUCAGGUAUUUUAUCUGGAAGCUAUGACGAUAAGAUUGCACGGAUCGGUAGUAUACCAAUGUAUGUCUGCGGACUUGAUCGCGAGAAUCACCCAAAGAUUCAUGACAUAGAGUUUUGUUGAGUGUUAGUAUCUGCCUUUCCAAGAGUUUAUGACAGUAGUUUUUGACAGGUGAUAGCUUAGCCACCCAGAACGUAUCUUAGGACCGAAAUUGGCUUUCUCCUCAUCUCGUAUAAAUAAAAAGAUCUCGA